AGUUUAGACUAUGGCAUCUACUAAGCAGAUUUUGAAGAUUUUGCUCGUCCUUUCCUACCUUUUAGUGUUGGUGGGAUCCCAAAGCUCAGCUUGUGUUUCACGUCGAUGUCUGGCUAAUGAAUUCAUUAAAAAGGAUCUGUACAGUCCUCCACAGCCUCCAGGGUGCGCUAUCACUGUGAACCUCACCUCCAUCCAGUACCAGACCCUCUCUGUCGAUACUAAAACUUUGCGUUUCUCAAGUCGCUUAAAAAUCACUAUGCAAUGGAAAGAUCCAGACCUGGCAUGGACAGAGUCACAGUACAGGUUUAAAGAUCUCAUAAUGCCGUCCAGUAAAAUGUGGACGCCUCAUCUGACUGUGGACAAUGCAGUUUACACAGAUGUAAAGCCAGUUUCUAAGGAUAUACUGGUGAAAAACGAUGGCACUGUGUCGUAUUCUGUUAUUAUGUAUAUCACAGUGAUGUGUGGGAUCAACCUCUUCACCUACCCGUUUGUUUCUGAAUCAUGCCCUGUGGCCCUCAACGGAUGGAAUCAAUCCUCUUGUGGUCUGACUCUGCUGUACGGGCGGAUACUUAUAGUGGGAGGAGAUCGAGGAGAAUGGAAAACGUUAUCGGUGAAUCUUCACGGGAAAGGCCGGAACUACUUAAAUGUGUUUCUGUCUUUAAACCCGUUUAACGCCGUGGUGGCGCUGGUUCUGCCCGCGGCGCUGAUCAUGAUCGUGGACCUGGUGAGCUUCGCUCUGCCGCUGGAUGGAGGAGAACGAAACUCCUUUAAGAUAAAGCUGGUGUUCAGCUUCACCAUGUUCCUCAUGAUGCUCUGCAAACAGGUGCCCGUCUCCGGACGCUGCAGCCCUCUCAUCUAUUUUCACUACUGCUUCUGCCUGAUUGUGCUGGUGGUGAGUGUGCUGAUAUCUAUGAUACUGACCCGGCUGUGUAAAACCGGCACCGCCUAUCCCAGCUGUCCGAACCUAUCCAAGAUCCGAAGACUGCGUGAAUUAUUCAGCUUUAAAGCUCGACGGAAUGAGAAGAGUCCUGAGAAAAUGGCAGGUAUUGAUCUCACUGAUGGAUUAAAAACAUCUGAAAAGCUGGCAGCAAAGCCGGCCGCCAUCCAGAGCGCCUGCAGGUUUGUGGAGAACAUGGAUAAAGACGUGCGGGAGAAAGAGACGAGGCUGCGCUACGCUAAAUCCUGGGACAGAAUCUGUUUCUUUACUUAUCUGAGCCUGGACAUUAUUUACGGUAUUGCUAUAACCGUUUUCAGCACAAUAGACUUUUGUACAAUUAAUAACGUACAGUUUUAAGAUGAUAAUAAUAAGAAGGUGCUUCAUUUUAUUUUAGCAUUUUGCUUCAUCAUUUUUUGCAUUUGCCAAACAAGAGCUGUUCAUAAUCUGAAAUCAUGCUGCAGGUUAAGCGUGAAAUUUUACAUAUUUUACGUAUCAAAGGCCAAUGUAAAGUACACACAAGCAACUGAAAUGUUAAAUGUCUAUUGUCUGUAUUUUUUUAUUAUAUUUUAUUGUUAAACUAGUUUUUAAAUGUUUUUUUUUUUGGCUUUUACUGUGUUUUUCCACAUCUAUUAAUUUUUCUUAUGUAUUUUCCCCUUUAUCCCUGUUUAUGUAAAGCAUUUUAAAUUUGCCACUGUGUCAGAAAGGUGCUAUACAAAU
This is a messenger RNA of Astyanax mexicanus (Mexican tetra), 1654 nucleotides long. RefSeq names its product 5-hydroxytryptamine receptor 3A-like. The transcript has 9 exons. The record is from RefSeq and is a predicted model, not a curated record. Gene Ontology annotation, cellular component: synapse; neuron projection; membrane. Lineage: Eukaryota; Metazoa; Chordata; Actinopteri; Characiformes; Acestrorhamphidae. Gene Ontology annotation, biological process: nervous system process; chemical synaptic transmission; monoatomic ion transmembrane transport. Bases 11 to 1294 code for a protein of 427 amino acids. Gene Ontology annotation, molecular function: neurotransmitter receptor activity; extracellular ligand-gated monoatomic ion channel activity; transmembrane signaling receptor activity.